Messenger RNA from Prunus armeniaca (apricot), 1722 nucleotides. The record is from the annotation of a GenBank genome assembly. Lineage: Eukaryota; Viridiplantae; Streptophyta; Magnoliopsida; Rosales; Rosaceae.
AUGCUCUUCGGCGGUGGAGCCGAUGGUUGGAAAUGGAUCGUGUUCGCGGAGGCUAGCACCGGCGGCGGCGGCGGCGGUGGGAGAAGCGGUUCGCUCAUCGGCGCCAGCGUCGGUGGCGGAAGCGGCUUCUGGUCUUGGACUGCUCCCCCCAAUGUCGGCUUAGCCGUCGCAGUCACGGCCAUGGCCGGUAUCGCCUUGGCCGCGACAGUCGUCUACUCUCGUAGGGGUAGUCUUAAAUCACCUUGGUCCCGUAGGAGAAAAAAACAUGCCCUUCUACCCAAACAAUGGAAAAGUUUUUUUACACCUGAUGGGAAACUCACUGAUGGUGGUCUCAAGUUUUUGAAGAAAGUUCGCAGUGGAGGUGUUGAUCCAAGAAUCCGAGCUGAAGUGUGGCCAUUUCUUCUUGGAGUCUAUAACGUGAACAGUUCCAUGGAAGAAAGAGAAUCUGUUAAAAAUGAGAAAAGAAAAGAAUACGAGAACUUGCGGAAACAGUGCCGGAGAAUUUUAACACACAGUGAUAAGAGCUUUAAGUUGGACGAAGCUUCUGGAAACAGUAGCACCGAGAGCAGUGGGGAUUUCAGUCAAGUUUUAGAUUCUUCUGGCCAAGGGGAUGUUGCAAGUGCCAGGGAGUCCAUUUCAACUGAGGGAGGAAACCAGUUGGCCAAGGAUCCUGAUAAGCCGGUUGGCCAUCAAGGUGUUCAGUCUUCUAAAUCAUGUGAAGGAGAUGAUGAGAAGAGUGGGGUCACCUGUGAAGAUGCCUGUGCUGGCGGCGAGACAGAAUCAACUGAUUCUGAUUCCUCUGAAGACGCUGAUAUCACUCGACCAUUACUCGCCACUGAAGUAACUGGAGAAAAUUAUGUUGAUGAGAGUGCUAAGGAGAGCUCCUCUCCCUCCAUUAUAGAAAACAAGUCCAAAUCCCACACAGCAGAAGAUUUUGCCACAUGGCAGAGGAUCAUCCGCCUUGAUGCUGUGCGUGCAAAUGAUGAAUGGAUCAUUUAUUCACCAUCACAGGCUGAUGUAUCAGAGAUCAAGGCACAAAGACUAGCUGAGAGUGUCGGGCUGAAGGAUUACGAUCACUUGGAGCCGUGCAGGAUUUUUCACGCUUCUCGCCUGGUUGCAAUCCUGGAAGCAUAUGCGGUGUAUGAUCCCGAGAUUGGUUACUGCCAGGGUAUGAGUGAUCUACUUACUCCAAUCAUCUCAGUGAUGGAAGAGGACCAUGAAGCCUUCUGGUGCUUUGUGGGUUUUAUGAAAAAGGCACGGCAUAAUUUCCGGCUGGAUGAGGCUGGAAUCCGAAGGCAGCUUGGCCUUGUUUCCAAGAUUAUCAAGUGCAAAGAUGUUCCUCUCUACAGACACCUGGAGAAGCUUCAAGCGGAGGAUUGCUUUUUUGUGUACAGAAUGGUGGUGGUUCUCUUCAGGAGGGAGUUGAGCUUUGAGGACACUCUUUGCCUCUGGGAGGUAAUGUGGGCAGACCAGGCUGCAAUCAGAGCAGGGAUCGCCAAGUCUGCUGGGGGGAGGAUGAGACUAAGAGCCCCUCCUACUGAUGAUCUCUUGCUCUACGCAAUAGCGGCCUGUGUGCUACAAAGAAGGAAGCUAAUAAUAGAGAAGUACAGCAGCAUGGAAGAGAUCAUGAGGGAGUGCAAUAGCAUGGCCGGCCGUCUGGAUGUUUGGAAACUUUUGGAUGAUGCCCAUGACUUGGUGGUGAACCUUCAUGACAAGAUUUAG